Molecule: messenger RNA, 1342 nt
Organism: Fusarium oxysporum Fo47
Lineage: Eukaryota; Fungi; Ascomycota; Sordariomycetes; Hypocreales; Nectriaceae
Product: Gti1/Pac2 family-domain-containing protein
Exons: 1
Coding region: 275-1273 (332 amino acids)
Molecular function (GO): DNA binding
Source: RefSeq, a predicted model, not a curated record
GUUGAAAGGCAGUGUUCGCCUCAUGAGGAUUUUUGGGAGCAACACAGCGCGGCCCAUAUUCCUAUAAAUACUGAGGCCAUCGUCGAUUUUAGACUUGAAGUUUUCUCCCCCAAAGUCAACCUCUCGAGAUCACUGAGAUUAUUUUCCCUAUUUCCUCGAGACUGACUUCGAGUCCAAGGUUAAGAUCACUUACACUUGCACUCACUCUACCCUUCCACUAUCUCCCCCUUUCUCCCCCCAUCUGCCUCCAGCCUUGAAGGCUAUCCCUUCCAAGAUGUCUGGAACCAUGCCACUCCAACCGACAUUCUACGGUUUCAUCGGGGACACCACUGAUGCCUUGAUCAUUUUUGAGGCAUGUCUCUCUGGCAAACUGUUUCAUGUCCCUCGUCGACCACAUGACCGUGAGCGUCAAGAUCUCAUCAAAAGCGGCAAUAUCUUCGUCUACGAAGAGCAUGCUUCUGGAAUCAAGCGCUGGACCGACAGCAUCUCAUGGAGCCCCAGCCGUAUCCUUGGCAACUAUCUGCUGUACCGGGAGCUUGAGAAGCCCUUCCCACCUGGAGAGAAGAAGCGCGCCAGGGGAAGGAACGGCAAGUCAACCACACAAUCUGGAGGCAUCACUAAAUCACGACCACGAAACUCUGUCCCUUUCCAAACAGGCCUGGAACAUGGUAAUGAGUACACCACUGUGCCCAGCGAUGAUGAGCGCCAUCUGGUCGGUUCACUCGUCGACUCGUACGACUUCAAGGAACAAGGACUGGUCAAGAAGACUAUCAGCAUCACGUACCAAGGCGUGCCUCACCACCUCGUCAGUUACUACCAUGUGGAAGACGUCAAGGCUGGUCUUUUGCCUAGUCCUGUGGAUGAUCCCAGACUCCGCGGCGUCGUCCCUCGAACCGAGCUCCUGACAGGUCAGAACUUCCGCGCCCCGAUCGAGGAAGCUCAACACGGUACCUACUUGAGCGGCGCCUACAUACCAAACAUGGAUCACCAGUAUGCUCCUAUUGGCUUUCCCACACACACACAGCAACCGGCACUCCAACAGCAGCCACAACAGCAGCCACAGCCGCAGCACCAGCCACAACUACAGUAUCAGCCACAGCCGCACCAGCACCAACCACAGCUGCAGUACCAGCCACAGCAGCAGCACCAGCCACAACAACAGUACCGACCACAACCACAGCACCAGCCACAGCCACAGCUGCAGUACCAGCCACAGGCGUUGCACCCGACAGCACAUGGUUACCCGCAGUCUUAUGGUCAGACGUGGUGGUAGAACGUGCUUAUAUAGAGCUUCAGUAUAGGGCAGCAUCAAUAAUAAACACGUUGGAGUCCUUGAAAAUUG